ACCACGAGCUACACUCAGGCUUACCAUGCGGCGCUGCUCUGGGGGUCCCUGCAGCACUUACCUUGUCCUUCGUUCCCGCGAUGUGUCCCCUGCAGCGUCCCCGGCCAUCUCCUCCGGCCGAUGCCGGCAUCCGGCUUCUGUGUUCCGGUCCCCGGGACGUACGGGCGCCGGCGGCGGCGGGAAAUUUAAAAAAUGUCUUUUUAUUUCAAUUUUCAAUAUGCUUUGUCCUGUGCCCUGCCUGCAUUUUGUCUGUUCUUUC
Molecule: messenger RNA, 259 nt
Organism: Staurois parvus
Lineage: Eukaryota; Metazoa; Chordata; Amphibia; Anura; Ranidae
Source: the annotation of a GenBank genome assembly